AUGACAAUCAAACAGCAUCUAGUGGACAUUGGAAUUCAUACUGGUAAGAAACCUUAUAAAUGCCUGGUGUGUGGAAAGAGUUUCAAUAAUAGUGGAAGUCUACACAACCACCAACGAACUCACACUGGGAAGAAACCCUAUAAAUGCCUGGAGUGUGGAAAGAGCUUCACUCAGCAUGAGAAUCUACAGUCUCACUGCAGAACUCACACUGGGGAGAAACCCUAUACAUGUCUGGAAUGUGGAAAGAACUUCAGCCAUAGUGGAAGUCUACAUUCACAUCAAAGGAGGCACACUGGGGAGAAACCCUAUACAUGCCUGGAGUGUGGAAAGAGCUUCACUCAGAAUUCAAACCUACAUACACACCAACAAACUCACAAUGGGGGAAAACCUUGUACAUGCAUAGAAURUGGAAAGAGCUUCUCUAACAGUGGAAGUUUACRUUUACAUCAAAGGACUCACACUGGGGAGAAGCCCUAUCAAUGCCUGCAGUGUGGAAAGAGCGUCACUGACAGUGGACAUUUACGUUCACAUCAAAGGACUCACACUGGGGAGAAACCCUAUACAUGCAUGGAGUGUGGAAAGAGCUUCACUCAGAGGGGUAAUCUGCAGCAACAUGAAAGGAUUCACACUGGGGAGAAACCCUAUACAUGCCUGGAAUGUGGACAGAGCUUCACUCAGAGUUCACACCUACGUAGACAUCAACGCACUCACACUGGGGAGAAACCUUAUACAUGCCUGAAAUGUGGCCAGAGCUUUACUCAGAGUUCACACCUACGUAGACACCAACUAACUCACACCGGGGAGAAACCUUAUAAAUGCCUGGACUGUGGAAAGAGUUUCACUCGGAGUGGAGAUCUACGUUCACAUCAACAAACUCACACUGGGGAGAAACCCUAUGAAUGCCUGGAGUGUGGAAAGAGUUUCACUUGGAGGCAUCAGCUGCAGCAACAUGGAAGGAUUCAUACUGGUAAGAAACCUUAUAAAUGCCUGAUGUGUGGAAAGAGUUUCAAUAAUAGUGGAAGUCUACAUAACCACCAACGAACUCACACUGGGAAGAAACCCUAUAAAUGCCUGGAGUGUGGAAAGAGCUUCACUCAGCAUGGGAAUCUACAGUCUCACUGCAGAACUCACACUGGGGAGAAACCCUAUACAUGUCUGGAAUGUGGAAAGAACUUCAGCCAGAGUGGAAGUCUACAUUCACAUCAAAGGACGCACACUGGGGAGAAACCCUAUACAUGCCUGGAGUGUGGAAAGAGCUUCACUCAGAAUUCAAACCUACAUACACACCAACAAACUCACAAUGGGGGAAAACCUUGUACAUGCAUAGAAUGUGGAAAGAGCUUCUCUAACAGUGGAAGUUUACGUUUACAUCAAAGGACUCACACUGGGGAGAAACCCUAUACAUGCAUGGAGUGUGGAAAGAGCUUCACUCAGAGGGGUAAUCUGCAGCAACAUGAAAGGAUUCACACUGGGGAGAAACCCUAUAAAUGCCUGGAAUGUGGAAAGAGCUUCCGUGAUAGUGGAACCCUACAUAAACACCAACGAACUCACACUGGGGAGAAACCCUAUAAAUGCCUGGAGUGUGGAAAGAGCUUCACUGCCAGUGGAGACCUAUGUAAACACCAACGAACUCAUACUGGGGAGAAACCCUAUCAAUGCCUGGAGUGUGGAAAGAGCUUCUCUCGUAGUAGAGGUCUACGAGGACACCAACGAACUCACACUGGGGAGAAACCCUAGCGAUGCCUGGAGUGUGGAAAGAGCAUCUGUGAAAGUGGAAAUCUUCAAAAACAUAAUAGAACCCACACUGGGAUGCCUUGAGUGUGGAAAGCACUCACAUUCUAGUAAAAUGAUGCCUAUAGAGACCCUCUUAAGAUGUACAAAGGCAAGUCUACCAAAUGUAAAUGACAGCAUAAUGUUGGGAAUUUCAUCAUCCUGUGGUGAUCUUGCAGAAAUGCUCAGAAAUAUUGGGUUGAAAUAGAUAAAUGUAGAAGAAUGGGAGGAACUUUGGAAGAAUAGAUUACAAUUUACAAGAAGUUACUCUGUUAAAAGUUUUUUUUACAAAAGGAUCCACAGAUGUUACAUAACUCCAGAAAAACCCUCAAAGAUAAAUUAAAAUACUGAAUUUAUGCUGGAAAUGUAUUAGAAAUGACGGGAACCUUGUAUCAUAUGUGCUGAACUUCCAGCUAAAAGUGCAUAGCAACAUUGAAAAAAACAAAACUAAGUAACACUGAAUCCAGAACCUUUUUAAUUGGGACUUUUAGACAAGCAUAUCCUAAAAUAGCAGGAAAUAAUCUUCCUGUACGUGACUACAGCAGCAAGAAAUUAAUAUGCAAAGUUAUUGAUAAAAAAAACACCAACACCAGAGGAAUGGAUUACAAUUUUUUUCAAAUGGCUGAAAUUUACAAAUUAACUUUAACUCUACAAGAAGAUGAUACAUAAAAGCUGCAAUAGAAUUUGUGAACUAAAAGUGUUAUGAGAUAAUACAUUUGUUUAAACUAUAUAACUUGUAUGUAUAAGAGCAAAAAAAGUUUUGGAAAAUUAAUGACUUAAUAUUUCUGAAUUAAAGUAGAAAAAUGUAUAACUUCAAGAA
This is a messenger RNA of Anolis sagrei ordinatus, 2590 nucleotides long. The record is from RefSeq and is a predicted model, not a curated record. Lineage: Eukaryota; Metazoa; Chordata; Lepidosauria; Squamata; Anolidae.